GUCCUUUGCGAAAAUCCUCUGGGCCUUCUUCACGUCCCUCCGAUAGUCCUUGCCGCCCAUCCCAAACGACGAAAGGAUUCCUGCAAUGAAUGGCAGCUAGGAUGCCCCCGUCUUGACCUGCCGUCGUUGGUAGACCUGCCGUCGUUGGUAGGGCCCCACUUCCUCCUGCAACACGACUCUAGCAGCAAUCUGGUCGGCCGUUUCUCUACCCCUCGCAGAAGCCGGACUGCUGGCGAGACCCACGCCAAGACCCCCGGUACGUUCUGACCGGGCCACAGCCAUCCACAGACAGCGUUGUGUCGUUCCUUUACGUGCACACUCACUCACCUGCGAAGCUCACAUCGAAAGUCACAUCGAUUUGGUUGUCGUAGCUGCCGCGCUGUUGGUAGUCCUCCCACCUCACAUGGUAGUCGUCGGCCGUCUUGCCAAUCAGCUCAGGAAAAGGGAGGCUCCACCUGUCUGCCAGCUGCGUCGCAAUUGCCUCCCUGAGGUCUUCUCCAGACGCAACGCGGGCGAGGCGGUCGGGGGGGACGAAGAACGGAAAUUGAGUGCGCUGAGUGCGCCCUCUGAAGAAGAACCACUUGCCUGACUGCUGGUUUGAGUUAACGUUGUCUCUCUCUCCUGACUGCUGGUUUCCCAUUCC
Messenger RNA from Vitrella brassicaformis, 643 nucleotides. NCBI's taxonomy places the organism in Eukaryota, Vitrellaceae. The record is from the annotation of a GenBank genome assembly.